UGUCCACAUGCGACGACAUUGAAAACGAAGCGGCCACGCAUUCUCGCCGCCGGUUUGACUUUCUCUGCCACCCAGACAGAGGAGAUUUGAGAUACCCAUUGCACUCACCUUGACGGUGAUUCAAGCGACUAAAAUUCACGGCAAUUAACCAUACCACAUAUUAAUCUCCAGGAAAGCCGUAUCGACCGUCAAUCGCCGAGCUGACUCGCAAGAUUGGCUCCCGCGAUUCACUUGUUUUCGGCCUGGAGCUGAUCCCGAGCUUGACGCCAACAUGGCAGCAGAUGCCAGCAAGAAUGGCUCCGCCAAAAAGACGCGGUCGCCGAGGUCAUCCAAAACCCUCAGCAGCAUGAAGCCACCGCCAACAGUCCACAGCCCGGUCCUGAAGCCGUCGAGUAGAACAGCGUCAAGAUCCGGUGGGUUUCUAUCUCGGUUGGUAGGCUUGUCGAUGAGAUUGUUCGCCUGGUAUGCAAUCCUCACCGUACUCUUUCGGUGUCCGCCAUCUCUCGACCACUGCACCGAGACGACACCUACCGUCUGCGUCGGCUACUUCCAGCUUAAGCACAUCGUUGUCCCCCACGUCGAGCCCUAUUACAACACAUACGCUGCGCCCUAUGUUCAAACCGUCAGGCCCUACUACGAAGCUGCGGAUCGUACUGUUCUGACUCCUGCGUGGGGAUAUGCUCAGAAGUACGGAACCCCUGCCGUUGAGAAGGCACAGGUUGUGGGCAAGGCGCAGUGGGAAAAGAAUGUACAGCCGCACCUGGUUCAUUACCGAAAGCUGGCCCAAGCCAAGUAUGAUGACACACUAGCGCAGCAUGUCAACCAGGCCCGCGACACCUUGGGCCCAUACUAUGAGAUUGCACGCACGAAUGCGCUACAGACAUACCACGACGUAUUUCUGCCCACGUACCAGUAUGCUCAGCCUUACGCUCUUCAGGGUUACGCCGCCGCCUCGGCCUUCACGACGCGCCACGCCGUCCCCACUGCUAAAUGGGCAUGGAACAAAACCUAUGCCUUCCUCGAUGGCACGGUGUGGCCUCAGCUUCGCAUUCUCUACACGGAGGCGGUCGAGCCGCAGUUGGUCAAGAUCGGGAGGCGACUUGGCAGGUACAACGGCACUGGUGCAACACAGAAGGCCUCGGAGACAAUCUCCAAGACGAUUGCGAACAAGGCCACUUCCUCCUUCACCAAGCCGACAAUCUCGUCAUCUUCCACAUACUCUGCCCCUCCUAUUCUCAGUUCGGCAAGCUCCUUUGUCAGCUCCGCCGCUUCUGUCGUCAGCGAUUCGAUUUCAUCCGCCUUGAAACCUGCGGCCACGCCCUACUCCAAAUUCAGCGAGACCGCUGAACAGGUCGAGGCUCCCGAGCCCGAUGACGACGAGGAGGAGAAGCGUCGCAUUGCCCGCGAGACCGUUGCAGAGGAUCUUAAGGCUUGGCAGAUGAAGUACACCAAGGCGGCGGACGAGGGUGCCGCCGAGAUUCAGGAGCGAGUCGGUGAGAUUGCUCAUCAGAUGGUGUCGCGUGAAAUACGUAUUCGUGGCGCAGGGCUGCUUAAAAGCCUGCAGGACACAAUCGUCUCCGAAUUGGUUGCAAUUCGCGGCAAGAUUCACGACGUGGUUGGCUCGGUUCAGAAGGCCCAGGCCACGCCUGAACAGGGCGAGGAACAAAUCGUUCGGAUAAUCCGCGCUGCUGGCCUUGAAAUCAAGAAGAAGGCUAAAGAUGUGCGAUCGUGGCAUGAGGCUUUUGACAUCGACGUCCGCACCCAGGUUACGGCCGCUGCAGAUAGCCAUUUCGAAAUUCUCGGCUCCAUCAAGGAUCUUGCGCUGCAAAAGAUUGGCAUGAAGUGGGCUUGGACCGAUGGCAUCACCUACAAGGACUGGGCCAAGUACCACCUACUCAGAAGCCGGUUCCUGGAAUGGGAGCAGGACAUGGAGAAGCUGGUGGUCUCGCACCCGGGUCUGAUCGAGUGCCAGAAUGAGGGACAGGCAAUUGAGGAUCGAGCCAUGGAGCUGGCUACCUCGGCCGCCAAGGAACUUGCUCGAUUGAAGCAGGUGGCGAUGUGGAAGCUCGCUGCUCUAGACGACACGGAUGAUUUUGACAGCGAGACCACGCAGGCCACCUAUGACGCCAAGCAAAGGGCUAAGGCGAAUGGUGCCGCCUCGAAAGAACGAAAUGAGGCGAGCAGUGCACAGCAAGCGGCUGUAGACAGUGAUGUCGCAGAGAACCCCGAGAAGGUUCUCGAGAAUGAGGCGGCGUCCUCUACUAGCACCACGCCAGCUGGCGAGACUGACGUUGAGGGUGCCGUUGCAGCUGAUGUGUCGAUGGACUCGUCGAAGGCCGCAGAUGCAGUUUCUUCGCUUAGCUCGGCUUUCUCUACUGCAUCAGAGAACAUAGCAAGCGCUGUCGAGGAAACCAACACGGCAUCCCUGCCUUCUAGCGCGGGGUUCUCGGCCUCGCGAGAAGAGAAGACGGCUGUUGCCGAGCCGGAGCCAGAGCCACUGGUAUCUGUUGAGGCUAUGCCGGCACUUCCUGAAGUGGUGGCCAACAUUAGCGAAACCACGAAGCCUGAGGCUGGAAAUGCAGAGGAGCCUGUGCCCGUCAAGCUUCCGGAGAGUGAGACUGCCAUGGACGGGAAGCUCGAGGAGCCCCAGAACGACAAGUCCGUCCCGGUUAAGAAAGACGAGGAAGCCACCGGAAACAUCUUUGUAGAAGCUGCGGACCAAAAGGCCGACGAGGAGGCCUCGUCGCCACCUCCGAGUCAAAAGAUAGAAAGCGUCAAACCGGCAAUGUUUGGUGCCGCCGCCCAAGCUGUCCCCAGCCGGAAGCCAAUCCUUGAUGACGACACUGUGGAAUCGCUGAAGAAGCAUGGUGGGGAUAUACCUGCCACUCUGUCGUCUGUGGCUGCCUCGGCCUACUCAGUUGCGCUCUCCCGUGCGUCGGUACAGUACGAGUCGGCCGUCAAGAUCAUCUCGGACAGCAUGCCCAAGGGCACAGCUCAGCCGAUGCAUGUUUCGCUUUUGUCGUCCGUAUCGGACGCUUAUGGCAAGGCCGUCGCCUCUGCCAGUGCUCAUCUGGACGAGGCUAUCAAGUCAGCCGAGAGUCUGUAUGGCGCAGCAUCCAAGAAGGUUGCGCCGACGCCUACGCCCACCCCUUACCUGGAUUGGGCUGCCGUUGAGUCAAUUGCUGCUGAGCGCCUGAGCCAGGGUCGCAGUUGGGCCGAGGAACAGUAUUCGAGUGCCAAGGUUGCGAUCGGUGCCGCAACCCCCACGCCCACUUCUCCGGUCGAGAAGCUGAUGCAGAACGCCCAAUACAACUACUACGCCGGCUUGGGCGUCGCCCAAGCCCGCUACACCGAGUUCCUCUCGGCAGCGUCGGCGGCCUUCAGCUCCAUGACUGCGACACCUACCCCUACCGACAUCCAGGGUACCAUGUCGUCUGUGGCUUCAGUUGCUGGCGAGUCGGCUGCAUCAGUUGCCUCGGUCGUUGGCGAGAAUGCUUCCUCUGUUGCCUCGGUAGUUGGCGAGAAUGCCUCUUCAGUUUACGACGCCGCGGGUAGCGCCAUUGGGGCUGCAGGUUCUGCUGUGUCGGAAAAUUGGGAGGCGGUCGUCAGUGACCUCAGCUCGAGGGUGUACGGUGUGCCGGCCCCGACCCCCUGGUACGAGGGCUUGUACAACGCCGCCGGUGAGUACGUGGCUGCUGCUACAGACGCCGUGAACCUGGGGACGCAGACAGAAAAGAAUGCAGCGGCCAAGGCGACGGAUGAGGCGGCAAAACAGUAUGCUGUCGUGAGUAGCAUUAUCUCGGAGCUCAUUGUGGGCCGUGAGCCGAGUUUCUCGGAGAGCAUCUUCUCACGCUUGGGCGACGCUUACAACCUCGCCAGCGCCACAGCCGCAAGUGUCGCUGGUGAGGCCACCGAUGCUGUCAAGAGCGCAGCUGAAGCCGGGAGGCAAAAGGUGGAACAGGUCAAGGAUGAGUUGUGAUGUUCUCAAUCUGUGUUAAUAAUGGAAGCGUUGGGUCCUAAGGCGAGAAAAGGAUUUGAGGUUCAGGGCAAUGAUAAUAAAUAAAAGCUCGUGUUGAUUAGGUUGGGAGGGCGACAGGUAGCGGUAAGCGACGAAGGUAUGUAUGCAGAUUAAGCACGUGUUAAGAUAUUAUCGCUUCUCUUUUUUUUUCUUCUUUUUUUUGAUCUCUUUUCUUUCCUAAUUCCUCCUUCCAUUUAUGCGACUAGUUUGGAGAGUCGAUAGCGAGCGAUCGAUCAUCUUGUCUCGUUAUUUUCUCAACGUAGCUUCUUUUCCUUUUGUUGUACCGCUUCUUGAAGUUUAUUGUUUCCUCGGCUCACGUGCUCUUUAUUUCCAUUCACUUGUUGCAUUUCCCAGCAAAUCAGUGACAUGUUGCAUCUUGUUGGUUGUAUCUAUCUUUGACAUUGAACACUCACCAUAGUCAGCCAUUUUGCAGCCUUAUUUCGCCCAAGGAAGUGAGAAGCAGUGCUAAGUUUAGUUGAGAAUCUCUACUUACUAAGGCUAAAACAUCCAAUCGGCAAUGGACGGUUGCAGUUGCACUCUGACAGUAUAGGCUUCUGAUGCGGCUGAAUAAAAAAAAUAAAAAAGAUUUAAACGGUAGCGAGCCCUGGUGCAAGAUGGCGCUGCCAAAGUACUAUCAGUGGCGGAUCGCUGAUCCAGGGACGAGCGGGUGCUCUGCAAGCCAGCCAGCGGGGGUGUUUCAUACAGAAAAUAUGCAGAGCUUGAACAAGCAGCCCGGAAAGGGCGGGAUGGGAUCCGGCAGGGUCCGAAUGAUGCAGCGAUCCGUCCAUCGGAUCGAAGAAAGAUGGGAAAGCAUCUUGUGUGGCACCUCUACGCAGUAAAAACACUCUGGACAAAAAUCUCUCCCAAGACCAUCUUUACUCCAAACGAACCCUUUAAGCAGUAGACCAAGGGAAGGACAAAGACAUGAAUAAACUCCCACAUCGGGACCGAACGCUACGGGCGGGCGCAUGCAGCAGCUACCUAUGGGUUUAAAAAAAAAUAGGGGGUGUCAAAAAAAACCAAUACAAGAACGAGACCGAGUGUUGUUUACACGAAAGCAUUUUUUUUUUUUUGGGUUGGUGGGCAAGCUCCGUCGACGCGUAUACGCAUGUUGAAAGACGACAUGGGAUGACCGUCAUGGAUAUCUCUAGACUAGUCGGG
This is a messenger RNA of Pyricularia oryzae 70-15, 5179 nucleotides long. RefSeq lists its product as uncharacterized. The record is from RefSeq and is a predicted model, not a curated record. NCBI's taxonomy places the organism in Eukaryota, Fungi, Ascomycota, Sordariomycetes, Magnaporthales, Pyriculariaceae. Gene Ontology annotation, biological process: protein transport. The transcript has 5 exons. The coding region runs from base 272 to 3979 and encodes 1235 amino acids.